GAUCUGGUGGGAGGGGGAGAAGGGAGGUGCAUGCGCAGUGGCGCCGUGCGGCCUAGUUCGUGAGGGAGGGCGGCGAAGGGGAAAAGAAGGGGAGGUCUGAGCCGAGUCAGGCCAGCUCGCCCGCCGGCCGCGAUGCCGGCUACCGUGGACUUACCCUCGCAGCAGGAGCUCGAAGUGGAGGAGGUGAGUGUUAGCACAGCUGUGCUGAAAGCUGCAGCCCACCAUUAUGGCUCACAGUGUGACAGGCCCAACAAGGAAUUUAUGCUUUGCCGCUGGGAAGAGAAGGACCCGCGGAAAUGUUUAAAGGAAGGCAAGGAGGUGAACAGAUGUGCGCUGGACUUCUUCAGGCAGGUCAAACUGCACUGUGCUGAGCCAUUUACCCAAUACUGGACGUGCAUUGACUAUAAUCACCUGCUAGAGCUUCGCCACUGCCGAAAGCAGCAGGAGGUCUUUGAUGAGUGCGUCCUGGAUAAACUGGGCUGGGUGAGACCUGACCUGGGACAGCUGUCAAAGGUCACCAAAGUGAAGACUGAGCGGCCACUUCCUGAGAAUCCCUAUAGUUCUAGGGCAAGACCACCGUCAAACCCACCACCCGAAGGCGAAUUGCAGCCGUCUAAAUAUGGGAGCAAGAAAUUCUUCUACAGCUUUUAAACAAGAUGUCUUGGACGCUUCAAAACAAUAUCAAGUUUCUUGAUGACUGCAAAUUACUCUUUGCUGGUGUGUUUUGGAUGCCAUCUGUAUUUGGUGGUCAUUAAAGAUGUAUUCUUUAAAUGGUA
Messenger RNA from Rhineura floridana, 776 nucleotides. It is a transcript of the gene NDUFA8, whose product is annotated as NADH:ubiquinone oxidoreductase subunit A8. Gene Ontology annotation, biological process: mitochondrial electron transport, NADH to ubiquinone. The coding region runs from base 133 to 651 and encodes 172 amino acids. NCBI's taxonomy places the organism in Eukaryota, Metazoa, Chordata, Lepidosauria, Squamata, Rhineuridae. The transcript is spliced from 4 exons. The record is from RefSeq and is a predicted model, not a curated record.